Penicillium macrosclerotiorum is the source of this 2772-nucleotide messenger RNA. Its product is annotated as ATP-binding protein. Bases 1 to 2772 code for a protein of 923 amino acids. The record is from RefSeq and is a predicted model, not a curated record. Lineage: Eukaryota; Fungi; Ascomycota; Eurotiomycetes; Eurotiales; Aspergillaceae. Gene Ontology annotation, molecular function: ATP hydrolysis activity; ATP binding. The transcript has 5 exons.
AUGGCGGAACCGACGAAAGUCGACACCGGAGAAACGAAACAUGAGGUUGACCCCUCCACUGAAAACCUCAAUGGGUCGGCCCAGCCAACAGCUCCGGAAGCCACGGUGAAAGAUGCGGCCACCGCGACCGUCCCGGCCACCGAAAAUGCUCCCAAAGUAGCUAUCUGCAAGAAACACCCGGACGCCAAAGCAGACAACCAGAAGAGGAAAAAGAAGAAGAAGAAGAGCAAGAAGAAGAAGCAGGAUGCCUCCGACAGCGACUCUACCGAGUCCAGCUCCUCCUCCUCUUCGGAAUCUUCCUCCUCAUCCUCCGCCUCCGACAGCGACUCGGACUUGGACGAUGCCGACUCUGAGUCCAUCGCCAGUGACUCCGAGCCAGAUCGCCGCAAGCGGCACCGGCUGCGAGCCAAGGCCCGGGCCAAACGGGCCCUCCGGGACAAGAAACGCCGCAAGAAGCGCAAGUUGCGGUCGCGCAAACUCGUUGAGACCGAUUCCGACUCAGAGAUCCCCUCCGACGGCGACUCCGACGCUGAGGAGUCGGAGGACAUCGAGGAUGCGGACGAGAAGGCCCUUCGCAAGCUGAUGGCACGCAUCAAGCUCAAGAAGCGCGCCAAGCGACUUCGCAACCAGUCCAACGACGAUCUUGAUCUGAGUGACCCGGCCGGCGAGAGUCGGCGGGACAAGCGCUCGAAGAAGAAAAAGCCCGCCUCUAAAGUGGCUUUCAAGCGGGUGGAUCAACUCUGGGAUAGCACCAUCCACAAGUACAAACUCACCGAAACGGUCGACGAUCCCGAUGCCGACGAGUGGGACCAGUACAUCUUCACCGUCCGUCGCAAGUUCAACUGGGAAAAUAAGUAUCUCGAGACCGUGGUCGACAUCAAGAGUAAGCACCUACGCGAUGCACUCGCCAAAGUCAUGGACGGGGUCAAGGGCGUCAGUUUGGUGCAGGAGCCCGCCGUGGUCGACCCCAACAUGCUGUUCUUGUAUCUGGAGGAGACCCGGCAGUAUAUGAAGGAGCUGAAGCGACAGUCACGCAAAGAGAAGAAGAGGAAGGCUCGGAAGAGCGCGGCCGCAAAAGCCGCGCAUCUGAAGGUGCUCGUCAAGUAUCUCGACACCGACUAUGCCGAUACUAAAAAGACCCUGUAUCCGCUGCUGGAGGCCAAUACUAUCACAUUUGACCUCCUCUGGGCCCUGUUCAAGCCGAACACCAUCGCGUACACCCCGACCUACGGCAACGCCGACGAGCCCCGGGCCUUCAAGAUCGAAUAUGCCAUCAAAGAAUCCUCCUUCAUGAAGGGUCAGUGGUACAGCGUGGAAGGGCGGUAUCUUGAAUACGACGGAAAGGACUUUGGAUUCGGCUCCAUGUCGGCCGAGGUUGAAUCGUUCAAGGGCGCCCGCAAGAUCACCAGCCUCGCGUGUUAUCCGCUACAGUAUCACCGUGAUUCAGAGGCACUCCGUUCUCGUCUUGUCGAACGAGGCAAGCGAUUCGUCGCGCUCCGGGGCAUGAACUACCGUUUCCACAAGGGUAUGGCGUUUUACAAGAAAAAGCGCUCCUUCGUGAUCAAGGUGAAUAUCAAUGGGCGGGUCAUGAUCGACCCGGCUAUCCAUCGACGCAUCAAUCCCAACUACCCCAUAAGCACCGUCCGACCCAAAGAUCCAGACCUACUAGAUGGCUCGGAGGCCGGCUUCAGCGAUGCCGAGGAGGAUGGGAGCGAUGCCUGCUGCUGCGGUGGGUCUGACUCGGACUCCGAGAAUGGGUUGUGGAGGGCGACGAUGGGACGCCCCGUGUGGUGGAGGUGGAGGUGGACGAGAACGGGAACGAGAUCCACAAGGGAGAAAAUGGACCGCAUCGAAGGCGACGCGGCCGAGAAUCAGGAGCGAGAGUUCACGGAGGAGGAUCCGGUGGUGCUGGGAUUUGCGUUCAGCGAGAAGCUGUGGCUCGAAUUCACCAUCUCGGGCAUCAGCGAUAUCGAGUGGAAUGCCGACGCCUUCGACUCGCUGGUCCUGCCGAGCAACCAGAAGUCCAUCGUCAAGGCGCUCGUCGAGUCGCACACUUUCCAUGCAGCGGAAAACAUUGACGAUGUGAUCCAGGGCAAGGGUAAAGGCCUUGUCGCCGUCCUGCAUGGACCCCCCGGUACUGGAAAGACCCUGACGGCCGAGGGAAUUGCCGAGCUCUUGCGACGCCCACUGUACAUGGUCAGUGCCGGCGAGCUAGGAACAGACUCCCGCACGCUGGAAGGCGAACUGAACAAAAUUCUGGACAUCGCGCACUCCUGGGGCGCCGUGCUCCUCCUUGACGAAGCAGACAUCUUCCUUGAGAAGCGCACCAUCCACGACAUUCACCGAAAUGCGCUGGUCAGCAUCUUCCUGCGACUUCUAGAAUACUUCCAGGGUAUCCUGUUCCUGACCACCAACCGCGUCGAGACCUUUGACGACGCCUUCCAGUCUCGCAUCCACGUCGCCCUCCGGUACGGUGACCUCACGACCAAGGCCAAACGUAGCAUCUGGAAGAUGUUCCUGGAACGAGUGCGCGCCAUCGAGGGCGUGCAGACGGCGACAUUUUCCGAGGACGACUACGAUAUGCUUGCUCGGCAUACAUUGAAUGGUCGCCAGAUCAAAAAUUCCGUUCGUACGGCACAGGCUCUGGCCGUAAACGAGAGCUCGCCCCUCUCCAUGGACCACAUCAAACGAGUCCUCGAGGUGGCCGAGACCUUUGACCAUGACUUGCGCGGCGGAACGGGCUACUUAGAUGCGAUGCGCAGUUACACUUGA